Bemisia tabaci is the source of this 2067-nucleotide messenger RNA. RefSeq names its product arginine methyltransferase 3 (gene Art3). Gene Ontology annotation, cellular component: nucleus. Lineage: Eukaryota; Metazoa; Arthropoda; Insecta; Hemiptera; Aleyrodidae. The record is from RefSeq and is a predicted model, not a curated record. Gene Ontology annotation, biological process: peptidyl-arginine methylation, to asymmetrical-dimethyl arginine; chromatin remodeling. Gene Ontology annotation, molecular function: histone methyltransferase activity; protein-arginine N-methyltransferase activity.
UCUCCCCUCCUGUAUCUUGAAGUUUGAGGUUAGCACGUGGAUGGUGAUGGAUAGUGGGAGAGAUUUUAAUUUUUCAAGCUUUCAGAUUUUAAGCCCAAACUAUUUUCCGGAUUAUUUAAAAUCUUCAUAACGAGGACAAUUAUUCCCUUCUGGAGUGUACCAAACAGCCAACAAAUUCCCAGCGAAAGUGAAUUCAUCGUUACAAUGUGGGCCCGUGCAUGUUGUUAUCAGUGAUAAGCAGGAAUUCUUGUAUUCUCAGCAUUAUUUAUCCCCAAUCAGUAUAAAAUUGCAUCUUUUCGGCGCUAUUCCUCCUCAUAAUUUAUUCAAGAAAUCUUGUUUCAUUCAAAAAAGCAACUGAAACACAGCAUAAUCAAGACAUGGCCUCUGGUGGUAGUAGUAGUUUUCAGAUGAACACCAAUGGACAAAGCGGACGGGUCUUCGAUAAUGAAGACUCGAGUGGUGCAAGUUCUGGUGAAGAGUGGGAAGAAAUGGACUGCGAGCCCACUGAAGUCGAUUGCCUUUUUUGCGAUCAAAUUUUCAAAGAUGUGGAAAGUGCUCUUCCUCAUUGUGCCGCCGCUCAUCAGUUUGACCUUGCCAGGCUAAAAGUUAGCCUGAAUCUUGACGAUUAUUCAUACAUUAAAUUGAUUAAUUACAUCAGGAGAAACAAACUGGAUCCAAAGACUGACCUUUCCAAUUCAUCCAAGUGGAACACGGAUGAAAAUUUACAAAUGGUAGUCCCGAAUGAUCCAUGGAUAUGUUUCGAUAUAGAAGAUUUGGCAGUGUCAGAAAUAACAAAGAUUUCAGAUUCACAGGACACUGUCAAUGUGUGUGCUGCAAGUCCUGCUAGUUCGAAUGGAAACUUAAGUUCAGAGUCAGUGAAUGAACUAGAAUCUACCAUUUCUCAAUUGAAACUUGAGUUGCAAGAUAAAGAAUCUCGCCUGGUAACAGCAGCAGAAGAGUUCAAAAAAAUGAAACAACUUCUCCAGUCUGUUGUUCUGGAUGAUGAGCAAGAGGAUAAAAAGUCAGUUCCUUUGAGUGUCAAAGCCAUCUCUGCUCCUGCAGAUUAUUCCUAUUUCGAUUCCUACGCUGAUUUUGAUAUUCACCGAGAGAUGUUGAUGGAUCGUGUAAGAACAAGUUCUUACAAGAACGCCAUAAUGAAAAACUCGGAGACUUUCCGAGGCAAAACAGUCCUAGACGUAGGUUGUGGCACAGGGAUUCUAUCAAUGUUUGCUGCUGAUGCUGGUGCUGAGAAAGUGAUCGGAAUUGACAUGUCAAAUAUUAUUUACAAUGCAAUGGAUGUUAUCAGAGUCAAUGGAUUUAAAAAUGGUGAAAAAAUAGAACUGGUGAAAGGUAAAAUUGAAGAUACAGAGUUACCUGUCGACAAGGUGGACAUAAUAAUCUCAGAAUGGAUGGGCUACUUUCUGCUUUUUGAGAACAUGUUGGACAGCAUAGUGUACGCACGAGAUCAUCAUUUGAAACAGCCUGGAGGAAUAAUCAUGCCCAAUAGAUUUUCAUUGGAGCUCCUCGGAGCAAGUGAUAUGUUACUUCAUGAAGAAUCUCUGAAAGCGUGGGACAAUUGUUAUGGUUAUAAUCUUAGUUUUCUGAGAGAAGAGUACCUCGAGAAACCUAUUGUCAGAACCAUCGAACCAGACAAGAUUAUUACCUCCAGUUCAGUUCUACUAAACCUCGAUGUUUAUACCUGUGAUACAAAUAGCGUCAACUUCUCAUCCACCUUUAAGCUGAAUGUUUUACGGAAGGCCCAGUUAACGUGUUUAGUUGGAUACUUUGAUACGUUCUUUGAGAUGCAGGAUGUAGUUUCUUUUUCUACUGGACCAAAAUCUACUCCUACGCAUUGGAAGCAGACUGUAUUCUUACUCCCAGAACCUGUCAAUGUCUCUGAAGGACAAAUUAUUGAAGGAACGUUGGUUUGCAGGAGGCACCCCAAAGAAUUAAGAUCUCUUCUGGUUAAAAUUAGUAUUUUUGAUUUGAAACUGAAAUUUACCAUUAACUAGUUAAGUUUUUCUCUAUUUUUAUAUUAUUUAUAUUAAAAACAUCCUUGAAAACAUC